Messenger RNA from Eurytemora carolleeae, 1243 nucleotides. RefSeq names its product protein DGCR14 homolog (gene Es2). Bases 17 to 1243 code for a protein of 408 amino acids. Gene Ontology annotation, cellular component: catalytic step 2 spliceosome. NCBI's taxonomy places the organism in Eukaryota, Metazoa, Arthropoda, Copepoda, Calanoida, Temoridae. The record is from RefSeq and is a predicted model, not a curated record. The transcript has 11 exons.
CAAGCUAUUAUCAACAAUGACGACUCCUCAAUAUCAGAGUUACGGCGGAACAACCGCACGAAGCAACAGUUCUCCAGCCUCUCGUUUAGAUGUUUUCAAGAAACCACUAGACCCUAAACUACUGGCUCAGGUUCGAAAGAGAAAAGUAAAAGUUCUCGAAGAAGACGAAUAUGUUGAAAAAGUUGAAAAAAUUAUCGAACGAGAUUUCUUCCCUGAACUAGAAAAACUUAAGGCGCAAAGUGAUUAUAUUGAAGCUAAGGAUAAAAAUGAUUACGUCACAAUGAGCAGACUCCAGGAGAAGUAUAGUGGGUGCAGGCCAGGUACAGGGCUUCGUAGACUGACCAGCCCGGCUACAUUUGAGACCCCAGAGGAACCAAGAAGGGAUUUUGAUCCAAGAAAACCAGAGGGACGGGAAUCCACCCCUGGGGUGGAGAAAGGUUUAAACAAGGAGGAUGAGGAGGACGAGGAGAAGGGGAAGGAGGAGAACCUCGACAAGUUCCUCGCAAACCAUACCAGCGAGGACAAUGAGAGCUUUCAAGUUCUUCAGGCUGAGAGUGAGCUACGCCAUCGUGUAAAGAACAGCUGGAUGUAUAAGGACGAACUCCUGUUCUUAGAAAACAAGGCAAAGCAGAUGGAGCUACCGAGUAUAGAACAGCAAGCAGAACUACCUGUUAAACCUGAUGAGGUCGAAACCUGGACUUUCCAAAAUAUAAAUUCAGUAUUUCAUAAUCCGGACACUUUAGAACUCAGCUAUGAGGAAAAGCUUGAUCUGGCAAAGAAACAGAAAAUCAUUAAGCACACAAAUACAAGACUCUCGAAAACACCUUGGAAAACAGAUAAACAGAUGGAGGCUUUAAGGAAGGAAGCCAUCAGGCAGCGUGAAAUGGCCGCUGGAAAAGUCGGUGCCGACGGCAAAGAAAUCGUCCGACCCGAGACCCCAAUCGUGAACGGGUUCAAGAUGAUAUCCAUGGCUCCAAGUCCUAUGAUGGGUGUGACGGACUCCCCCCUGAUGACCUGGGGAGAGGUGGAGACGACCCCGUACAGGUUGGAGGGUUGUGAGACCCCACUCCUCUCUGUGGGGGCUGCUCAUGUGGAGCGUAAGAACAAAGCUCUGGCGCAAGUGAAAGUGUCGAUGAAGGUCGGGAGACCAGGCUCAGGUCGACCUGCUUCAGGACUACCUGGACUCAGUCCAGCAGCUAAACGGCUGGUCAGCUCUAAACUAGACGCCAACACUUAUGGUUAA